Messenger RNA from Funneliformis mosseae, 665 nucleotides. Lineage: Eukaryota; Fungi; Glomeromycota; Glomeromycetes; Glomerales; Glomeraceae. The record is from the annotation of a GenBank genome assembly.
CUCAUUUAGGCAUCAGGGACAAUCCAAGCUCGGGGAAGCCUACCGCUGGUCGUUAUGUUCCUCCCCACAUGAGAAAUAAAUCUGACAGAACAACUUCGACCAUUAACGAAAUCCCAUCUCAGCCACAACAACAGUUUUCAAUUGAUAAUGAUAACUCACAGCCAAUCUCACAGUAUAAUAAUGAACCCGAAGAGCAAGUUACACCCCUCCAAACUCGUCGUCCAAACGGGUGGCAACAUCAACGAAAUGAAAGUGCUGCACCUGCAGUUAACUGGAAUAGUCGUAAUUCAUUCCCUAGACCAGAUGCUUGGAGGGGAGGUAGCCAAAGUGAAAUAGGUUACUCUACCUCACAACGCAAUGGCUGGAGUGAUCGAGCGUCAUCUCAGGGAGAUCGCUAUGCCGGUUAUCGUAAUAAUCGUUUUAGUAAUUAUGUUGGUAAUCGUACAGGAGGUCCUGAAGAAUUUAGUAAUCGUCGUGGUGAAGAUGGAUAUGGUUCUUGGAGAGAUGGUGUACAUACAAUUGCUCCAAAGAAUCAACGUAUAGAGAGGGACCUCUUUGGCUCACCUGAUGACCCUGAUCGCCAACAUACUGGUAUCAAUUUUGAAAAAUAUGACGAUAUUCCAGUUGAAGCCAGUGGUAAUGAUGUUCCAGAAGGAGUUUCAAAU